Messenger RNA from Coccinella septempunctata (seven-spotted ladybird), 1548 nucleotides. RefSeq lists its product as uncharacterized. Bases 1 to 1548 code for a protein of 515 amino acids. Lineage: Eukaryota; Metazoa; Arthropoda; Insecta; Coleoptera; Coccinellidae. The record is from RefSeq and is a predicted model, not a curated record. The transcript has a single exon.
AUGAACCGACAACCCAAAGACCCAUUCAAACAACACUUUAUACGAACUGGAAGAUUCAUCAAGGAACACCCGGAAAUAAUCAUAGGAAACUCAGAUAAAGGUAACACCACGGUAAUAAUGUAUAAAGACGAAUAUGUUACAGAGGCUAAAAAAAUGCUGAAUGAUGGAGCAACAUACAGGGCAUUACCAUCUGACCCAACCAAAAGAAUCCAGAACAAAAUUAAUAAUUACUUAAAACUACUUAAGAAAGACUCGAUCAUAACAGAAUCACAGUACAAGAUGCUAAUAUCGUAUAAUAAUGUAGCACCGAAAAUAUACUUCCUUAGGAAAACCCAUAAAAGAGAAGUAAAAUUAAGACCUGUAGUUAGUAGCAUAAAAUCUCCCAGCUACAAAAUUGCAAAAUUCCUACACGAAAUACUCAGUGAUGUUCUAUCAACCUCUGUGUUCGAUGUUAAAAACUCAUUCAUGUUGGUUGAAGAACUGAAAUCAACAGUAGUACCGGAUGGUUAUGAAUUAGUGUCACUAGAUGUAAUUUCUUUGUUUACAAACAUUCCGAAAGAAUUGGUCAUCAAAACAAUCAAAGAUCAAUGGCACUAUAUUAAAAACUUCACGAAUUUGAGAAGGAAAGAAUUUGUUCAUCUUGUAGAUUUAUGUUUUGAAGGAGGGUACUUUGUUUUUGAGGGUGUUUUCUAUGAUCAAAUAGAGGGUACAGCAAUGGGUUCCCCGGCGAGCUCAACAUUUGCGAAAUUAGUUAUGCUCGCUUUGUUUACGUAUGUGAUAUCAAAGUUGAAUUUCCAUAUCCCUCUAAUAAAACUCUAUGUUGAUGAUACAUUACUAUUGAUACCUAAAGAAAAAAUUGAAGAGACUCUGAACGUUUUUAACUCAUUCCACCAGAAAAUAAGGUUUACCCUAGAAAGAGAAAAGAACCGGAGUAUUCCAUUUUUGGACAUAUUAAUCAUCAGAGAGAAAAAUAGAUUGAAAACAAAUUGGUACACGAAGCCGAUCAACACGGGUAGGUGCAUAAAUUUCCAUUCCAAUCACAGCUUCUCACAAAAGAGGAAUAUAGCAGGAAAUUUGAUAAAUAGAGCGAUUUCUCUGAGCGAUGAGGAAUAUAGAAUAAAUAACUUGAAUAAAGUGACUGAAAUCCUGAAACAGAACAACUAUCCAACAUACUACAUAAAAACCUGUAUAAACAUCUACAAUAGAGCGAAACGUACUAUCAGAUCGAACAUCGACACGGACGUAGAGACGGUGAGCACAUCACAGAGCACAUUAACAUCACAACAUAUAACAACUAAAAAAUAUUUCAAACUAGUAUUUUAUCCUACAUUGUCAUAUAAGAUUGAAAGAAUUUUCCGCGAAUACAAUAGUGCUGCAGCAUUCUAUAAUGUUCUCAAUAAUAAGAUGAAAUUUUACACAAAACUAAAAGAAAGAACACCAAUUUUACAGCAAUCAGAAAUUGUUUAUAAAAUAGAAUGCAAUAACUGCACAAAAAUGCUACAUAGGCCAGACAAAACAACUACUACAGGAGAGGAUAAGACAACAUAA